Gongylonema pulchrum is the source of this 279-nucleotide messenger RNA. The record is from the annotation of a GenBank genome assembly. NCBI's taxonomy places the organism in Eukaryota, Metazoa, Nematoda, Chromadorea, Rhabditida, Gongylonematidae.
AUGUGGAAAGUGACCGAGAAGAUUGGCGCUGGUGGAUGCGGCGCUGUUUACGAAGUAGUUCACGUGAAACGGAAAAAUUUCACCGCUGCGCUCAAAGUCGAAUCAACAGGACUUCCGGACGGAGGAGUGCUUAAGUUGGAAGCUUACGUGCUUGCAAAACUGAGCGACUCCUCGAAAUAUACCAUCCGUUUGUUACAUUCUGGGAAAAGGCUUAAAUACAGCUUCAUUGUGAUGACGCUCUGCGGACCCGAUCUAAUGUUCCUGAAGAAGAUGAAAGGU